UUACUUAUCCUGCAUGUGCUGAAGGGGCCUUACUGAAGGCGACAGUUUAAGAAUGAAGGUUUAAGAAUUUGACCAUCUGAGUGGUUAAUCAGUUCUAAACAGUAUGAAAUAGGGAACCAGAUUGAUGCAAGUUUGUAGGUUUCACUUCCUUUACUGGAAAAAAACCCCUUAUAAACACUUAUCUCAGAAAGAACAAUACCAUUCUAUUCUCCUCUCAACAGUCAUCAUGGGCAACUGGGUAGAGAAUGAGGGACUUUCCAUAUUUGUAAUUUUUGUGUGGCUGGCUUUAAACGUCUUCCUCUUCACUUGGUAUUACUUUGUUUAUGACCUUGGUGAAAAUUUCUACUAUACAAGAGAACUCCUUGGGCCUUUCUUGGCAUUGGCUCGUGCACCUGCAGCGUGUCUGAAUUUCAACUGUAUGCUGAUUCUGCUUCCAGUCUGUAGAAAUCUGCUUUCCUUCCUGAGAGGAUCCAGUGCAUGUUGCUCAGUGCGAGUCAGAAGACAGUUGGACAGAAACCUCACAUUUCACAAACUGGUGGCUUGGAUGAUUGCGCUCCAUACUACAAUCCACACAAUUGCACAUUUAUUUAAUGUAGAAAAGUCUGUGAAUGCACGUAAUGAAAAAGAAACCACCAUCCAGUCUGUGCUGUCUCAUUUGGGAGACAUGGAAAAUGAAACAUACCUAAAUUUUGCUCGCAAGAAACUCCCGAACCCUGAAGGUGGCCUCUAUGUAGCAUUCACAACCUUGGCAGGUCUCACUGGUGUUAUCAUUACCCUGUGUCUAAUAUUAAUUAUCACAUCAUCUACUAAAACCAUUCGAAGGUCGUACUUUGAAGUGUUUUGGUUUACCCAUCAUCUUUUUGUUAUUUUUUUUGCUGGUCUUGUCAUACAUGGAGCUGGACAAAUUGUACGUGGACAAAUACAAGCUAGCUUGGAUCAACAUAAACCCAGAAUCUGUGUCAAGAAGUUCACACAGUGGGGGGAAAUACCUGAGUGUCCUAUACCACAGUUUUCUGGAAAUCCUCCAAUGACAUGGAAAUGGGUAGUGGGUCCAAUGAUUCUGUACCUUUGUGAGAGGCUGGUGAGGUUUUGGCGGUCACAACAAAAAGUUGUCAUUACAAAGGUUGUCAUUCACCCCUUCAAAACCAUUGAGCUCCAGAUGAAGAAGAAGGGCUUCAAGAUGGAAGUUGGACAGUAUAUUUUUGUCAAAUGUCCUGCUGUGUCCAUGUUGGAAUGGCACCCUUUCACACUGACUUCUGCCCCUGAAGAGGAUUACUUCAGUAUUCAUAUCCGUAUUGUAGGGGACUGGACAGAAGGCUUGUUUAAUGUUUGUGGAUGUGACAAACAAGAAUUCCAGGAUGCCUGGAAGUUGCCAAAGAUAGCUGUAGAUGGUCCCUUUGGCACUGCUAGUGAAGAUGUCUUCAGUUACGAAACAGUGAUGUUGGUUGGAGCUGGCAUUGGAGUCACCCCAUUUGCAUCUGUCCUCAAGUCUGUAUGGUACAAAUAUUGCAAUGAUGCCACUAACCUAAGACUCAAAAAGAUCUAUUUCUAUUGGCUCUGCAGAGACACCCAUGCCUUUGAAUGGUUUGCUGACCUCUUGCAAUCAUUGGAGACUCAAAUGCAGGAUAGAAACGAAGCCUCAUUUCUCAGCUACAAUAUCUAUCUUACAGGGUGGGAUGAAUCUCAGGCUACUCACUUUACAGUGCAUCAUGAUCAAGAGAAAGAUGUGAUCACUGGUUUGAAACAGAAAACCUUGUAUGGGAGACCAAAUUGGGAAAAUGAGUUCAAAAUGGUUGCACGUCAGCAUCCCAGUUCAAGGAUAGGAGUUUUCCUAUGUGGACCUGAAGCCUUGGCUACAACCUUGAACAAGAUGAGUAUUAGCAAUUCAGAAGCUGACCCCCGUGGAGUACAUUUCAUAUUCAACAAAGAAAAUUUUUGAACAUUCUUCUCCCCAGAUUUAAAAUAAAUAAAUAAAAUGGCUGGGUUUCAAUACUGAAUAUUAGUACAACAAAUUACCAUUUCACUAGAAUCUUGCCCCAGUGUAAUUUAAAAAUUGUGUGUUCUGCUUAUGUUAGCUUUUGCAUUGUGAUUUAGCAAAUAUCCUAUUCUCUGGUUUUAAACUUAUGGGGCUUUCCUCAGUCUUGUUAAUUUUACCAGCUCUUGAAAAAUGGGGGUGAUAAGCAGCAGAUACAAAGGCCUGUGAAAAAGAUGGUGGAUUAAUAAAGUAAAAUGUUGCAGCUAUUAAUAAGUAACCAAAACAUUACUUCCAUGCAGGAAGGAUAAAGUAGUAAAAAUUAAAAAGCCAUCCCUAAAUAUGUAGCACUGUGAAGAAAAUAGUAGACAGCCAACUAUACAAGUGGGGUGUUGUGUGGUUUCUGGGCUGUAUGGCCGGGUUCUAGUAGCAUUUUCUCCUGACAUUUCAUCUGCAUCUGUGGUUGGCAGAUGCAGGUGAAACAUCAGGAGAAGAUGCUACUAGAACAUGGCCAUACAGCCAAGAAACCACACAACACUCCAGUGAUUCGGUUGUGAAAGCCUUUGACAAUACAACUAAACAAGUGCUUUUCUUCACAGGUAGUGCUAAAAGGUUGAAAGUAAUUUUAUAUCACUUACAUGUAUGGGUUCUCACUAGAUUUAAAAGCCUAUUAAAAUUAAUUUCAAAGUGCAUGUCUGUCUUUCGCAUAUGUAUACUGCAGUGCUAUAAGUGGCACAUAUGGAAUUUGAGUAGUGGGAUUUGGGGAAUUGCUUUCAAUAUUGUGUUAGUUAAAAUGAAUUUUUUCUUGUUCUUGGAAGAAAAGGAGAGGAAAGUACAGGACAGAUCACUUAGCUGAACAGUGAGGUUUUUAAAAAAAGUAUGUUUGUUUCUUUAAAAAGGUAAGGGAGGGGGACAUGGGAAAAGCUCAAAAUCCAGAAACUAAAUAGUGUUUAAAAAAGAAAAAAAAGACAUGCAUAAAGUAGAGACAAAAAUAUAGGAUUAUAUCCCUUUGACCAAGAAAUGCAAUAUGUGCUGCUUCUACUAAAAUAAAUUCACAGUUUUAUAAGCUUUAUUCUGAAUUGUACAGUAAUGGCAAAUAAUUUUCAGGAAAAGCUAGGAAACAUUUUCUCUUAUCUUGAUCUUCCAUGUUUAUAUAUUAAUCAGAAACUGAUUCUUGCCAAACCUUUGCACACUGAUGAAAUAAAGGCAGUGUUAAUGGAUAUGAAUAAUGGCAAAUCUCCAUGAACAGCUUGGUUGCCUAUUGAAAGGUAUAAAAUCUUUUCAGGUUUCUUCAUUUCCAAACUCAUUGUAUAAUGAGAUUUUAAAGUUUGGUUUAUAUCACUUUGAUCCCAAAACCUGGCAAAGAGCAUACUCAAAAUGUGCACAUUUUCGUCCUUUUGCUUUGAUGCUGUUAACUUCUGUUCCUGCUAACAGACUUCACAAGGUCAUCACAGCUUUGGUAUACUACACGAUUACCAAGUAUGGUUUAUUACAAGGUAGGCAAAGUUCUGAUAAUCAUAGGUUGGACACUGAUUGCUUUAAAUAGUAGAUCAGAUCAAGUUACUGUUCUCUCACUUGAUGCCAAAAUAGCUUCUGACAAAAUAUACUGGAAAUUUUUCUUCGUUACACUGACUAAACUUGGUUUUCCUCACAAAUUUUUGAAGUGGAUUAGAAUUCUUUAUUUGUCUUUAAGAUCCAGAGUGGAUAUUAAUGGCAUAUCUUCUGUAUCAUUUUCUCUUGAGAGAGAUACUAGACAUGGUUGCUGUCUUUUUUCUCUUAUUUUUGAUGUAUGCCUGGAACCUUUUUGUGUGCUAUUA
Sphaerodactylus townsendi is the source of this 3789-nucleotide messenger RNA. It is a transcript of the gene CYBB, whose product is annotated as cytochrome b-245 heavy chain. Gene Ontology annotation, molecular function: superoxide-generating NAD(P)H oxidase activity. The transcript has 13 exons. The record is from RefSeq and is a predicted model, not a curated record. NCBI's taxonomy places the organism in Eukaryota, Metazoa, Chordata, Lepidosauria, Squamata, Sphaerodactylidae. Bases 125 to 1939 code for a protein of 604 amino acids. Gene Ontology annotation, cellular component: plasma membrane; NADPH oxidase complex. Gene Ontology annotation, biological process: superoxide anion generation; defense response.